This is a messenger RNA of Brassica napus (rape), 1410 nucleotides long. Its product is annotated as short-chain dehydrogenase reductase 3a-like. Bases 116 to 1018 code for a protein of 300 amino acids. The record is from RefSeq and is a predicted model, not a curated record. The transcript has 4 exons. Lineage: Eukaryota; Viridiplantae; Streptophyta; Magnoliopsida; Brassicales; Brassicaceae.
UAAACUUCUCACAACCUUUUAUCUCGUUGUUUCCCAUGAUAAAAAGCUUAAGCCUCUUGUACCCAAAAUUCUCAUAUUCAUAUUCACAUAGUGAUUAAAAAGAGGAAUAAGAAAAAUGUUGAGGUCAUUCACAAGAAACUUCAAACUCAUUGUAGAAAAUGGUUCCAACUCCAAGCCAGUUAUCUCUACUCUCCUAUAUUCAACGUCUUCUUCAAGAAGGUUAGAAGGGAAAGUAGCGGUCAUAACAGGCGGAGCAAGCGGUCUAGGGAAGGCCACGGCGGAGGAAUUUGUAAAUCAUGGUGCUCAAGCCAUUAUUGUAGAUAUAGACGAGGAGGCUGGUCGUAUGGUCACUACCGAACUUGGCUCAGCGGCACAUUUCAUUAAAUGCGAUGUCACUGAGGAGGAACAAGUCGCUAGAGCCUUCGAAACCGUCAUGGCUCGCCAUGGGAAGCUUGACGUACUGCUCAAUAGCGCAGGAAUAUCGUGCUCCAUAUCACCACCAAGCAUAGCCGACCUAGACAUGGACAUUUACGACCAAGUGAUGCGUCUCAACGUACGAGGAACCGUCUUAGGGAUAAAGCAUGCGGCUCGAGCCAUGAUCCCCGCUGGCUCGGGCUCCAUCCUUUGCCUCUCUAGCAUCAGCGGCUUGAUGGGCGGUUUGGGCCCAUAUGCAUACUCAAUGUCUAAAUUCACAAUACCGGGUGUGGUCAAAACAGUUGCUGGUGAGCUGUGCAAGCAUGGCUUAAGGAUUAACUGUAUAUCACCUGCGAGCAUCCCAACGCCUCUGACGCUAAGGAUGUUUCGAGAAGCGUUGGCUGGUCACAACAUUCCGGAGGAACAUCUUAUGGCGAUUGUGAACGCGACGGGAGACUUAAAGGGAGAAAAGUGUGAAGAGAGAGACGUGGCUAAAGCGGCUUUGUAUUUGGCAUCUGAUGAUGCUAAGUUUGUGACGGGGCAUAACCUUGUUGUUGACGGUGGAUUUACUUGUUUCAAGUCUCUUAAUCUCCCUUUCCCUUAAUGUUCGGUCUAAUUGAAGUAUUUUAUUUGUAUUCCAAUAUUGUUAAUUAACAGUGGUUAAGAAUAAUUAUCGCUAAGAUAUGGUUGGGUAUUAUGGAGUUGCUUCUCUUUGAAGUUUGUAUCUAUUUCUAGAUUGUCAAGUAUAUACUUUUUUCAAAUGUAAAACCAUACUCUAUCAGUUUUCUUUUAAGUGUCUACUAGGUGUUAUACCCGCAUAUGCGGGCAUAGUGUUCUUAUAAAUACUUAUUUAUUUAUAACUAUUAAAUCAAAACUAAUAUAAUAAAUUAUUAAUUAUGUUUUUAAAACAGAUAAUUCAAACACUAAAAUUUAUAUUUUAUAAUAAAAAUAAAUAUUUUCAGAUAAAAACACAACAUAUUUAAGAAUUAUCUUAUG